UCGUCCACUUCAAGAAGAAGGAAAUAGAGAUUGAGAGAGAAAGAAGAUGUCUGUAGUGACGGAGGAGAUAAGAGCGAAGGCAGAGGUGUACUAUGGAGACGAGAUCGGGCAGCAGAAGACGAAGUUCUUCCUCAAGGAAGCAGAGUUGCCGAACGGAUUGCUGCCGCUGAAGAACAUAGAGGAAUGUGGUUACGUGAAAGAGACGGGAUUCGUGUGGGUGAAGCAAAAAGAGAAGACAGAGUACAAGUUCGAGAAGAUCGGAGAUUUGACAUCGUAUGCUAAAAUGGUCACAGCAUACGUUGAACAAAAGAAGAUCAGGAAGCUGACCGGAGUGAAGGUGAGGGAGCUGCUUUUGUGGAUCACACUCACCGAUAUACAUGUGAACGAUCCUCCUUCCGACGACAAAAUCACCUUCAAGAGCAGCGUCGGUAUCUCCAAGACCUUUCCGGUAUCUGCCUUUCAGAUCGAGGACAACGACGAUCAAGGAGGAAUGGAAGCCGCCACCGCCAAUCAAGGAAAUGUAGUCGAAAUCUAGCCUAUUGG
Molecule: messenger RNA, 543 nt
Organism: Telopea speciosissima
Lineage: Eukaryota; Viridiplantae; Streptophyta; Magnoliopsida; Proteales; Proteaceae
Exons: 1
Coding region: 47-535 (162 amino acids)
Source: RefSeq, a predicted model, not a curated record